Funneliformis caledonium is the source of this 138-nucleotide messenger RNA. The record is from the annotation of a GenBank genome assembly. Lineage: Eukaryota; Fungi; Glomeromycota; Glomeromycetes; Glomerales; Glomeraceae.
AUGUCUCCAAAACUUAUAUUUAAAACUGAAAUAUUCCUAGAACUCACAAAAAAAAUUAAUGGUCGUACUUUUCUCAAAACUAGUAAAGAAGAUUUUGAACGAUAUAGUCUAGAAGCUAGUCCUACUACAACAGGAUGA